Messenger RNA from Pelobates fuscus (common spadefoot toad), 1421 nucleotides. It is a transcript of the gene AQP10, whose product is annotated as aquaporin 10. Gene Ontology annotation, molecular function: water channel activity; urea transmembrane transporter activity; glycerol channel activity. Bases 51 to 968 code for a protein of 305 amino acids. Gene Ontology annotation, biological process: water transport; glycerol transmembrane transport. Gene Ontology annotation, cellular component: basolateral plasma membrane; plasma membrane. Lineage: Eukaryota; Metazoa; Chordata; Amphibia; Anura; Pelobatidae. The record is from RefSeq and is a predicted model, not a curated record. The transcript has 6 exons.
UGGCAUCCCCUUUGCUUUCUUUCUUUUUCCACGGCUGAAUCCAUCGUGGAAUGGCAUGGGGGCACGUCCAACAAAAGGCAAGACGCUGGCUGCGGGUGAGAAAUACCAUCGCACGAGAAUGCCUGGCGGAGUUCCUUGGGGUGUUUGUGCUGCUACUGAUCACCGUGGCAGCUACAGCUCAGGGAGUCACCAGCCAGAACACCAAAGGAAAUUUCUUCUGCAUGUACCUGGCGGGGGCAAUAGCGGUGAUCAUGGCCAUUUAUGUAUCUGGCGGUGUCUCAGGAGGGCACUUGAAUCCAGCGUACACACUCGGCCUAUGUGCCCUUGGCCGAUUCCCAUGGACAAAGCUGCCCCUCUACGCUCUAAUCCAGCUGGUGGGCUCAUUUACAGGAGCGGCCGCAGUAUUCGCUUUAUAUUAUGACGCCAUCCAAGAUUACACAAAUGGUAACCUAACAGUCUACGGACCCAGGGAGACAGCUUCAAUAUUCUCUUCAUAUCCAGCCCCAUAUCUCAGCCUCAGCAAUGGUUUUCUGGACCAGGUGAUGGGAACAUCAAUGCUAAUGAUAGGAAUUCUAGCAAUCGUGGAUGCACGAAAUAAGCCAGUUCCAAAGGGUCUAGAACCUGUUGUGGUUGGCAUGCUGGUCUUUUCCAUUGGUCUUUCAAUGGGUUCCAACUGUGGUUAUCCAAUCAACCCCACUCGUGACUUAGGUCCACGGCUUUUCACCUAUGUGGCAGGAUGGGGGUCAGAAGUGUUCAGAGCUGGUAACUACUGGUGGUGGAUCCCUGUUGUGGCACCUUGUGUGGGAGCACUUUUGGGUUCUUUCCUAUAUCAGAUUUUUGUGGAGUUCCACCACCCUGUGUCUGAAAAUGAAGAAGAAGCUUUAGAGGUGGAUGCCUUACCAGAGAACAAGAAGGAAAAUCCGGUGUACACCAUAAACAUGGACUAUUCACUGUCCCAUCGACUGUGAGGGUAAAGCCACCAGCCAUUGUGCCACGUGAAAGACAACACAGAUCUUGGCUGUCGUGGAAGGAGGUGGAGUGAAUAUAGAGUCAGAGUCUGAUUGACCCUAGACAUAUUGGAACUCGUGCUUAUUGUUUGUUUCCACAGGACUUGUCACAAUCAUCCAUAACAGGGCCAUCUUACCAACAUUAUAGGCCCCCUGGCAAAGCAGUGCACUGAUUCCUUACCUACACAACCACUCGCAAAAAAUAAAAAUGUUAAUUAUUGCUAAAAUGAAGCUUAUAUUUAUUGGUACCUUCAACAAAAUCAGUGUUUAAACAUUAGAGAACAUGAUGUACAGCAGAAAUUAAUCCACGUAAACAUUUAAUAGGUAGCAGAGGGAGGCAACAGUCAUGGUCUGUCAAAAAUAUUCGAAGAACUUUAUUAUAGGUUUAUGACUUCAACAAAUUGUGUGUUGAUU